CGAAAAUACCAGACCCGAGAGCUACAGCUGAGGAAGCAGACACCUCUACCGUUAACGUUUUAGGACGAUUGAACGAAAGUGAUGUUCCAACAAUGCCGAUAGUGGAUAAACUCAAGGAGGCAUUAAAACCUGGUCGAAAGGAGACGGGUGAUGAGGGCGACCUCAACAAACUGUUGGCCUCUUCUGCCAAGAAGGUCCUCUUGCAGAAGAUAGAGUUCGAGCCUGCCAGCAAGGGUUUCUCCUAUCAGCUGGACAGCCUGAAGAACAAGUAUGUGAUCCUCAAUCCCAGAAAUGAAGGCGCUACGAGCCAAAAGGCUCCAGAGCCGGCCCAAAUAAAGAGGCAAGUUUCAGAGAACGUAGUCGGGGGCCAGAGCGACGGGAUCCCCGCCCCACAGAAGAUGCUCUUUCCAGGGAACAAGCUUACCCUUAAAUGGGAGCGCGUGUACAGGGUGGGAGCCGGUCUCCACAACCUAGGAAACACCUGCUUCCUCAACUCCACUGUGCAGUGUCUCACCUACACCCCGCCACUUGCCAACUACUUACUCUCAAAGGAGCACAGCCGUGCCUGUCACCAGUCGGGCUUUUGUAUGAUCUGUGUAAUGCAGAACCACAUCAUCCAAGCCUUUGCCAACACAGGCAAUGCCAUCAAGCCGGUCUCCUUCAUCAGAGACCUGAAAAAAAUUGCCAGACAUUUUCGCUUUGGAAGCCAGGAGGAUGCCCAUGAAUUUCUGCGGUAUACCAUCGAUGCCAUGCAGAAAGCCUGCCUCAACGGAUACCCUAAGCUGGACAGGCAGACCCAGGCCACAACGCUGGUUCACCAGAUCUUUGGAGGUUACCUCAGGUCAAGAGUGAAAUGCUCUAUUUGUAAAAGUGUGUCAGAUACAUAUGACCCUUACCUGGACAUUGCUGUGGAGAUUCGGCAAGCGGCAAACAUCGUGCGAGCCCUGGAACUGUUUGUUAAACCAGAUGUACUAAGUGGAGAGAAUGCCUACAUGUGUGCCAAGUGCAAAAAGAAAGUGCCAGCGACUAAGCGCUUUACAGUCCAUCGAACAUCUAAUGUACUGACCCUUUCACUGAAGAGGUUUGCCAACUUCAGCGGAGGAAAAAUAACAAAGGAUGUUGGUUACCCAGAAUUUCUGAACAUCCGCCCCUACAUGUCUCAGAGCUCAGGCGAUCCUGUUAUGUACGGCCUCUAUGCUGUUCUGGUGCACUCUGGCUACAGUUGUCAUGCUGGUCACUACUACUGCUAUGUAAAGGCAAGCAACGGACAGUGGUACCAAAUGAAUGAUUCAAUGGUGCACUCUAGUAACAUCAAAGUGGUCUUGAACCAGCAGGCUUAUGUGCUUUUCUACCUGAGGAUCCCUGAAAGCAAGAAGAAUGCAGAUGGACAGACCACCAAACAGGGGAUGUUACAUCCUGUGAAGAACAGUGUGUCGUCUGAACAGAUAAAGAGGGCUAACCUGAACGGGCCUCUCUCUUCCCCGCAGAUCACGAAGAAACUUGAGCCUGCACAGCUGCGUAAGAUCCAGUCCAUGGAUGGUGGUUUGGGCUUGCCCAUUUCCAGGAACGGUGUGAGCUCGCAGCCACAGCCCAGACUUUCCAACUGGACGUCAUCCUCCAAUGGCCCGCCAAAGCUGCCAGGCGGACCCACGGUUAUCGAAGAGCCUUUCAAGAAGCUGAAGAAGCCGUCUCCCCAGAGCCAAGCGCAGUCCCGCAGCAGCACUCCGACGCCCUCCAACAACGGGGUCAGCAGGACGGAGGGGGAGAAAAAGCAAGGUGGCGAGGGCAGAGGCAUGGCAGCGUCUACCUCAAUUAAGUCUUUGUCUGACUCUUCCUCUGCCGACACCACUGAAUCAAAGGACUCUGUGGGAACCAAAAGUGCGCCAGUAGGAGAGACUCCCUCCACCCCACGGAAAGGCUCCAAUGGCUUAGCGUCUCCAGCCAAGAGCGUGGAGCGCUCUCAGAGCACAGAGGAGCAGAAAACAGCGAAAAUAAAACCCCCGGCCCUCAACAACAUCACGUCUGAAGCCACCAGCACCAUGUCACCUCCACCUGCCAAGAAACUGGCGCUGUCAGCCAAGAAGGCUCGCAGCCAGAGACCGAGCAGCAUUGAUGCUCUGCCCCCUUUGCCACGCCAGCUGUCCAGUGACCCCAUGCAUCAAAAUCAACUUAACCUCUUCACCUUUGCCUCACCUACUCACACUCACAGAACUGAUCCAUUCCAUUCACCUAAAGUCCAGUCAUCGCCUUUUGCCCACUCAAGUGGAUCCUUCAAACAGCAGAGCCCUCAGAAACAGUCCCUUCUCUCCACCCUGCAAAAGCCAAACGCCAGCCUUUCUCUUAAAACCAACGGGCUUCACAGUGCUGCCCCCAGGAGCCCCAAGUCUUCCAACAGUCUCAUCUCGUUGGUGCAAGAACCAGACCUCAACAGCACUCAAAAGGUCAAUCCAAAGAAGAAGAAGAAAAAGAAGCGGCGGCAUUCUGAGGUGGAGGGUGACACAGAGCCGGUGACACCCCCGGCUACAGUGACACAGGCCAACCCCGGGGAAUCAGCCAGCGAGAAAAAAAGGAAGAAGAAAAAGAAAAAGCGAAAGAGGGAGCAGGAGGAGGGCGAGAAGGUUAAGGAGAGGGAGUGUGUCCCAUCUCACCUGGACACAGCGAACCAGGAGGAGGAUUGGUGUCAAGGUGGCAUGUGGAGUCUUACAUCUCACUCAGAUACAGAACAGUCUAAGCCGAAGCUUCAGUUAGCUGCUACAACCCCGACACAGUGUGAGUCAGCUCAUAAAGGAGAGGGAAGGGACUCUGUAAAGCUAAAGAAGAAGAAGAAGAAAAAGAAGAUGCAGCUAGUGGAGGCUCUGCAGGGCAAAACUUCAGCAUGCACUGCGUCAAAGAGCACUUCUGAGUUGAAGGCGGCAGUCAUUCAGAAUGAUAUUGGAGAUCUGAUAACCUUGAAAAAGAAACUAAAGGUGAAGAAGAAGAAGCGGCUAAAAGAAGAUGUGAAACUGUGGGAGGAGAGCCGGCGACACUCAGACAGGCAGAAUGAUGAGCCUGAAGCAGAGGAACCCCCCUCCAAAAAGAACGCCACGGAGAACAGCAAAAUAAGUAAACAAAGCUCAGCCUCAGUGGUAGUGUGGGACAGCCAAGUGAAGGACGGCUACAAACGCAGUCAGGCGCCAGCAGCUGAUGGAAGUCACUCAGGAGACACCUCGACCCGUCCUGCUCCUGUAGCCUGGGACGGGAAAAAGACAAGUGGGGUGGUAGAGGAGCUGCUCAGGAACGCCACUGAUAAGGCCUACGGAGCCAACGUCCUCAGUUGGGAUGGAGAGGUCUCUGCGAUUAGUAGAGAUGCUGCUGAGGAUGUCCGGCACGCCAUGAGUGACACUGUGAUCGAUGAGUGGGAUGAAGAUUUUGACCGGGGAAAGGUGAAGAAAAUGAAAAACUUUAAAAAAGAGAAGUGGAGAAGUGGCAGCAGCAUCUUCCAGAAGAUCCAGGACAGGCGAAGCAAGUGGUCUGUAACACCUGGAGGAAAGAGAGUUUUUGGAGUCCGUCGCUGAGAGUCCACAUUGCUGUUGAGGUCAUGCUGACUGGAAAUCGAGACAACGAUACUGUAUACCAAACUUCUGUUCCCUUUUCCCACUUUUUUAAAUCUAUUGGUCUUUUGUUUAUCUUGAGAACCAAAAUUCUUGAGUUGCUUGUAAGUUCAUUUCUAAAGCAGCACAGACUGCACCGACUGUCUGACAGCCCCUUCUGUCAUUUCUGUCAUUUUAAAGAAAAAUUAAAUGUUUUCAGGCUCCCAUCAUAUCCCCUUUAAAUCCAAAUACCACAGGAAGUGGCUCUAACUUUUCUAUGCAUGCAGUAAUAGAAACCCUUACACCUCCAUGUCAAAUGAAUGACAUACAUGUUGCCAUCCCCUGAGCCUUGGUUCUUGCCCCAACAACCUUGAGCUACUAUGAAAUAAGAUACAGUUUAUCAUAUUUGAGAAGGAGAAUGGCAAAAUAUAACCUCAACAACACUUUGGCUGUCUUGUUUUGUAAACUGUAAACCAUCUCAGAUCAUACUUUUGCAGACAUAAGGGCUCAGUUAGUCGGACAUUAAACUUGUUUAAUCUUCUCCUGAAAUAAUUCUAUACCAAAUUACAAAGAUCCAUAAUAGUUUAUUCAUUAGUACAGUCAAAAGUUAGACACUUUUCCAUUUACUUAAUGAGAAGGUGUGUUCAAACUUUGAUUUAUUUUAGAUUUCUCUAUGAUUUUCCUAUUUUAUACCUUUAUCUGCUGAUAUUUUAUUUUGCUGCAGUGUCUGUGCCACGUGGCUUGUUUUUAAGGACCAAAUUUUGCCUGCAUAUUGUUGGUAAAAUUACGCUUUAAAAUUGCCACUUUUUUUUUUCUAAAUAUGCAUGUCUGAAAUUUUUCAAAAAUUUACCAAGGUGAAUUUUUUGUCUUGCUGGUUAUGUACCCUUUUUGUUCCUUAACGAAUUGAGUUUAGAAAACCACAAAAGAAUGCUCUGCCAAUUUUUCUUAACAAUUUCAUUGUCUGUGGAAAUAUCGACAUCGAUGAACAAAACAUUUGACACUAUACGUUUCAGCAUAUCUGUACAUCUACCUGGACGUUAUUGUUUUCUGACAACACAAUGCAAAUGUUGACUGGCAGAGAUGGGGUUGUCGGGAGGAACUGAAGACGGGAGCAGUCGUUUUUAACUUUCAUGUCAUCAGUCCAGCGUUCAGAAGCUCUUUGUGCGAUUUGACCUUUCACAAACUGUUCUUCACUUAUGUACUGAAAUAAAGGGGUUAAAUUUCAUACAGGCACUGUGUUAGAAUGGGACUGCCACAUGCUAAUAUUUUAUUUUCCCUUGUAUCUUAUUACUCUAUGCAAUUUUCUGAUGCUCAUGCUGGUCACCUAGAAACUGGGCUAAGACUCAGGAACCCAGACACCCUGUAUCCCAUCAUCUCUCAUCAGACCCUCCUUGCUUCAUAUCAAAGUAGGCCCUCUCCCGGGACCACCAUUUUGCAUCCUGUACAUCCUGUAGAAACUGUUUUAUACAAAAUAUUUCAGGUGUGGAAACCAUGGGAUCAUCUUGCACCAAUCCGGGCACAGAUGCGUAGAGAAACUAACGUAAUAACAAAAUGCUUUGCCAGCGUAGAAGCCUGUACAGUCCAUCUUAUGCUACCCGUUUCCCUCCAACGCUGUAAAGAUCUGCCCAUGCAUUUCUUUUCAUUCUAGAGAUGUUGCCUUGAAUUGGCUAUAAAAAAAAGUAUAGGAUUUAAUGUUAUAAAUAUAUAAUUUAAAGAAGAAAAGACACAGAUCUUUAAUGUGCUACUAAUAUUCGGAUCAGUUGGUGAGUGUUAACUUGAGAAUUAAUCUGCAAAUGUGUUAGCUCAUUUGUGUGUAAGAGAGUUGUCUGUUUUCAUGCAAGACCUUCCCUAUGUCACUGUAGUGUGUACAGUACAAGAGAGACUACGGCAGUCUACUUUCCAUAGGACGUGUUUUUCAGCUGUGAAAUCGACGUAGGGUGUCAAACGGAUUCUCGAACUGACACAGAGGAACAUUGCCCCGUGUGAAUGGACGGUCCACAUGUUUGCAUUGAUGGUUCUAUAUUUUGCACCACCUUUUCUGACCAGGGAGGAGACCUUUCAUAAUGAAAGCGGCUCUUACCACACUAUAGUUAAACUAUAAAGGUGCAAUAAAGUUGUGACUUUUGUGA
Molecule: messenger RNA, 5698 nt
Organism: Plectropomus leopardus (leopard coralgrouper)
Lineage: Eukaryota; Metazoa; Chordata; Actinopteri; Perciformes; Serranidae
Gene: usp36
Product: ubiquitin specific peptidase 36
Biological process (GO): regulation of apoptotic process; protein deubiquitination
Cellular component (GO): cytosol; nucleus
Molecular function (GO): cysteine-type deubiquitinase activity
Source: RefSeq, a predicted model, not a curated record